AUGACGGUCAUACAAGAAUAUUCUAAAUUGCCGGUCAUCUCGCUCGGGGAUCACAAGUCGGUUCAGUCCUUGGCACAACAGCUCAAUGAUGUGUGUACCACCGAAGGUUUCAUGUAUGUCAAGGAUCACGGCAUUCCGCAAGAAUUGAUUGACAAGGCGUUCGCGAUUGCCGGAGAUUACUUUGCAAACACUGGACCUCAAGAUAAGGUGGACCUCAAGGACAAUAUAGGUUACACCGCGAUUCUCGAUUCGACAAGGGGAUCUGGCGAUUUGAAGGAAUGCUUCCAUCUAGCCAAUCCUGACUGGCUACAGCUUCACGACGAGCAGAUGCUGUUGCCUCCCAUUCUCGAACCCUCAAGAUCGACAAUCGAAAGGUUUAUCUCCCAAAUCAACUGUGUGGCACUUCGAUUACUCGAAGGGCUUUCUGUAUCGUUGCAUCUGUCACCUGAUUACUUGUCCUCUCAACAUUUAGGAGAGCGAAACCGCCUCCGUUUGCUACAUUAUCCUCCGGCAAGUCUUCCAUUAAACGCCACAGAAGACAGCAAAUCCGCGGACAUUCGAGCAGGCGCUCACACGGACUACGGAUCAAUCACUGUGCUCUUCCAAUCAUCCGUUUCAGGACUCCAAGUCAGGAGAGGGAGCUCAUGGGUUGAUGUUCCUCCUAUGCCCGGAUGUCUGGUUAUCAAUAUCGGAGAUGCUUUGGAGUUUUGGUCAGGAGGAGCUUUUAAGUCCACUUUGCAUCGAGUGGUGAUGCCCCGAAAUCUUUCAGAGACAACGUCCCGAUGUUCGAUCGCAUACUUCCUUCACCCUGAUAUCGAAAGUUUACUGCAGCCACUAGGCGGUCAGAUUGAUGACGUGGUAUUGGAUGAGAUACUGGUUCGCAAGGGCAUGAAAGCAGGAGUUCGGAAGAUCAAGGGCGGCGAAUAUGUUCAAGCCAGGCUAGACGCCACGUAUGGGAAGAAGGAAUGA
Messenger RNA from Kwoniella botswanensis, 969 nucleotides. RefSeq lists its product as uncharacterized. The record is from RefSeq and is a predicted model, not a curated record. The transcript has 8 exons. NCBI's taxonomy places the organism in Eukaryota, Fungi, Basidiomycota, Tremellomycetes, Tremellales, Cryptococcaceae. Bases 1 to 969 code for a protein of 322 amino acids. Gene Ontology annotation, molecular function: 2-oxoglutarate-dependent dioxygenase activity.